Danaus plexippus (monarch butterfly) is the source of this 1670-nucleotide messenger RNA. It is a transcript of the gene Rh5, whose product is annotated as opsin-3. The transcript is spliced from 8 exons. Gene Ontology annotation, molecular function: G protein-coupled receptor activity. The record is from RefSeq and is a predicted model, not a curated record. Gene Ontology annotation, biological process: visual perception; G protein-coupled receptor signaling pathway. Gene Ontology annotation, cellular component: membrane. The coding region runs from base 155 to 1294 and encodes 379 amino acids. Lineage: Eukaryota; Metazoa; Arthropoda; Insecta; Lepidoptera; Nymphalidae.
CAAUCUAAGGAAUUCACAGGUGAGAAGCGACAACCGAGUCGGACUACUCACUUCGUCAAACAGUCAGCCAUCAACGUUACGUUAUAUACAAAUGUAAAAUAAGUGUUCACAAUCAGAUAGAGUCCAACCAUUUUGUUUUUUAACGGUGCACAAAAUGGCGACAAACUUCACAGAAGACAUCGGCCCCAUGGCUUACCCAAUAAAAAUGGUAUCACAGGAGGUAGUCGAACACAUGCUGGGAUGGAACAUUCCCGAGGAACAUCAGGACCUGGUGCACGAACACUGGCGGAACUUCCCAGCUGUCAGCAAAUACUGGCACUUCGGCCUCGCCUUCAUCUACACCCUGUUGAUGCUCGCCUCCAUGACCGGCAAUGGAAUCGUUAUUUGGAUAUUUAGCACGUCGAAAUCUCUACGCAGUCCUAGUAACAUGUUUGUUAUCAAUCUGGCGAUCUUCGACUUCAUGAUGAUGCUUGAGAUGCCGUUGCUGGUUCUGAACUCCUUCCACCAGAGACUGCUCGGUUACCAACUCGGAUGUGAUAUAUACGCUGUGUUCGGCUCACUGUCUGGAAUCGGCGGCGCUAUCACCAACGCCGUUAUUGCUUUUGACAGAUAUAAGACAAUUUCGAGUCCUUUAGACGGUCGGUUGAACCACACGCAAGCUGCGCUGCUGAUUCUCUUCACAUGGGUGUGGGCAACUCCCUUCUCCUUCCUACCAGCUUUCAGGGUCUGGGGAAAAUAUGUACCAGAGGGUUUCCUGACCACCUGCUCCUUUGACUUCCUGACCGAAGACGAGGACACGCGCGUCUUUGUGAUGUGCAUCUUCGUAUGGAGCUACGUCAUCCCCAUGUGCUGUAUUUGCUACUUCUAUUCUAAGCUGUUUAGUGCUGUUCGUCUCCACGAACGCAUGCUCAAAGAGCAAGCUAAGAAGAUGAACGUAAAAUCAUUGGCAGCUAAUAAAGAUGAUUCGGGCAAAAGCGUCGAGAUUCGAAUUGCGAAGGUUGCCUUCACGAUAUUUUUCCUCUUCGUCUGCGCCUGGACGCCAUACGCCUUCGUCGCCAUGACAGGAGCAUUCGGUGACAGGAGCAUUCUCACUCCCGUUGCGACGAUGAUACCAGCCGUAUGCGCGAAGGUAGUCUCCUGUCUAGACCCAUGGGUGUACGCCAUCAACCACCCCAGAUAUAGGGCUGAACUUCAGAAACGUGUGCCCUGGAUGGGAGUCCGUGAAGCCGACCCUGACAACACCUCCAACGUGAGCGGAGCCACAGCUCAAACACAGAACCCUGCUGAAGCGUGAACAUUCAACCUUACUACCAUCACAAAGAGUUCACUGUUCAUGUGCAAUAACUCUCCAUGUUAUACCUUAGAUAUUUGUUAUUAUUUUUUAAAUGUAUAGUAUUUUAAGUAUGACGCGGCGCUUAAAAUGGACUCUGGCUUCUGUAAUUUAGGACGUUUUUACAUAAUGAUAUCGAUCGUCGUUAUAUUUUAAUUUGUAUACUGUUCAUACACAAUUUUAUUACUUUCGAAACGAUUAAUAUCAUAUGAAAUAGCAUUCUAAUUUAAUAAAGUCAUAUUUGUAGCAAAAUUAAAAAAAAAAACGAAAAAAUAUCGGACUGAUACCGACGACUCCGGCGACUUUGAAUACAAGUGAAAAUAAAAAGUGUUUUAAAAUA